UGCCCUGAUCAUAUCAGGUUACUACAUCUGUCUUCCCUCACCAAACCCAUCAAUGAUUUGAUUUAUUUGACUAUAGUCAUUUGAUUGGUUCAUAUUAUUGACAAUAAAUAGAUGUUAUGUUAAUUAUUAACCGUAGCUGUUAAAAGUCCAAUAGUGGGAGUGUGCAGACUGAUGAUGACGCGACUUUAAUUCCUGACUAUUUCAGUUAUGGCCAACAGAGGGCAACAUUUAUCCAUAAAAUACGAUAAAACCUUACUGAACCAAAGUGAUUUGGGUUACAUUGUAAAAAAAAAUGUUGAUAUUGUAUGUGAUCAGAAACAAUGCAUUCAUUUCCCGGAGAGGUCGCUCUGUGCUGUUGUAGUUGACGUAAUAAUGUACGAUGGAAUAUAGAAGCCUAUGACGUAAACGAACUCAAGAAAAGGUUCAGUGCGCUUCUUUUGGCUCAGUUGAGUUGAUGAUUUGCAAAGGACAGUCAUCUUCAUGUUCAAAUAAAUCACUUUGCGUGGAUAAAGAAGAAAUUCUGUGUGAGUACAGCAAAACUGGCCAAGAUGUUGUAAAAAAAUGUUUUAAAUGUAUUUUAAAAUGUAUUUGUUUGUAAAAAAAAUGUCAGGUCCAAUCUGAAGGGUGCCUGAAAGCACAAUGGAUAGAAAUCAUAAACCGUUGAGAAUAAUUCUUCUAAAAGCUGGGACCCUCCAAGCUAGUGCUGGAGAGCAAGUGCUCCAGAAAGAUGGCCAUUCCACUGGCCAUGAUGGACUAAGCCUGCCAGCCCUGGUAGGCUGCCCCCAGGACAGCCCUCGAAAGGCUGGGACCCUCCAAGCUAGUGCUGGAGAGCAAGUGCUCCAGACAGAUGUCCAUUCCACUGGCCAUGAUGGACUAAGCCUGCCAGCCCUGGUAGACUGCCCCCAGGACAGCCCUCGAAAGGCUGGGACCCUCCAAGCUAGUGCUGGAGAGCAAGUGCUCCAGACAGAUGUCCAUUCCACUGACCAUGAUGGACUAAGCCUGCCAGCCCUGGUAGACUGCCCCCAGGACAGCCCUCGAAAGGCUGGGACCCUCCAAGCUAGUGCUGGAGAGCAAGUGCUCCAGACAGAUGUCCAUUCCACUGGCCAUGAUGGACUAAGCCUGCCAGCCCUGGUAGACUGCCCCCAGGACAGCCCUCGAAAGGCUGGGACCCUCCAAGCUAGUGCUGGAGAGCAAGUGCUCCAGACAGAUGUCCAUUCCACUGACCAUGAUGGACUAAGCCUGCCAGCCCUGGUAGACUGCCCCCAGGACAGCCCUCGAAAGGCUGGGACCCUCCAAGCUAGUGCUGGAGAGCAGGUGCUCCAGACAGACGUCCAUUCGGCUGGCCAUGGUGGACAUGAUGGGCCAGCCCUGGUAGACUGCCCCCAGGACAGCCCUCGAAAGAACCUUGUGCCGAAGCCCCCGCAAGGCCCCAGGCCCAGCCGAGAGGCCAAUAUAGCAAAGGCAGAAAAUAAAGCCAGAGAGGCUAUCAAGGCUAGAAGGGCUAGGGAGGCUAAGGCAGGGGGGGGGAAACUAAGCCACCAAGUAGUUGGUAUGUUGGCACUGCCUCAAACUCUUCUAUCUCGAACCAGUUACAGUGUCCUGCCAGCUAUCAAGAAGGGCACUAAAGUUACUAAAAUGGAGACAACAGAACCCCUAUGUCCCUUGACACCUGAUGGGGAGAUAAUGAUCUCCUCUUCAUCUGUUGAUGACCUCCUGACCCUAAAGAGUGAUGUCAUGUCCGAGGCUAAGAGCGAUGAUGCCUCCCGUCCAAUUGAACCUGAGAUGUUCUCUCUAACAAACUUCCUGAAGUCUCACCCUAAGAGAAAGCUUAUCAGGAAAUUCCUCAAACAAAUGAACGUGACAAUAGGCGACCUGGACGAGAUCAUCGAGUGGGUGGUGUGUGUCUCCAAUGAGGUGUUCCUCCCAGUGAUGGCUCUGAUCCGGACCUCCAGUCCAGAGUCGUCCACCUCAUCCCGAUGGGGGUCAGGUGAGCUCCAGAUCAUCUCCAGGGAGUUCCACCAGCGGAGUUCUGAGCCGAAGGGAAGGCUCCUGGGUGGGCAGCCGCCCACUCCCCCUUCUGAGACCGACAAGGAGCUUCAGGGCGUAGCAGAUCUGUCUGUGAGUAACAUCCUGAAAAGGGCCCAGGAGGACCUCUUCUUUUCUGGUGAGGAUGACCUGGAGAACACCCAUCCAGGCAUCACUCUGACCGAAGAGAGCCUCUCCAGCAUCUUCUCAGAGUUGUUCAGGGACGCCUGUGAGAGUGCCCAGGAGGCCACCAGACAGAUCCACCACAUGAGGUCUGGAAGAGGCAACAACAGCCGGAAUGGGAGAUGCCCUGGGUUAUCACAGGGAUCGAGCAGGUCCAACAUGCUAGAUUUGGGAGAACUGGGGUCAGUGAGGAGGCCCAAGGGAAGCGACGUCCAUAAAGUCCUUAGCGAGGGGUCCCUCCCUGUCUUUGCCCUGCUUGGGGAGAGGCCAGGGGAAGUUGGGGAGACCAGCAGCCCUGCUGGGGAGAUGGACGCGACCCAGACUGCCAGCACUCCCAGCAUUCCCCAGUCUGGGCAUGGCAGCAGAAGAAGUAGCCAGACCACUGCUCCCAUCACCGGCCACAGAGAGGCAGGAGUCACAGCCAGUAACAUCUUUGAUGUUAUUUUUCAUCUGACGCACUCUGACACUGACCGGAAACACCACCAGGAGUUCAGCAGUGAGGAUGAUGUUUCACUGAAUGACAUCAUGGACAUGAAGUUAACCCCACCAGUGGAGCCCCUGGGGCAGAUCCUGUCCUCAUGGAAGCUGGUCAACAGGAUCUUCAGGGGGAAGGUCCACUACUUUGGGAAGGAGCUCAUCUGCAAGGUGUAUCAGAUGCUUCUGGACACCGGUAUGGGCAGGAGGCCAAUGGCCCGCCAGAGCAGGUCCGAGCCCAUCCUGAAAGACCUGGCUGCCAAACGUAGGCUCUCCGAUGAAUUCUUCACAGACGUGCUGUACAUGUUCAUCCAACGGGCCAUUAAGAAUCUGCUGGAGAACUUCUUGGGUCUGCCGACCACCCCACCGGGUAGAGACAUUAUGUGGAAUGACAACUUCAACUGGAUGUAUAGGGACGGCUGGGGGGACACCCCCACAUCCAGCAAGGACGAGUUGUGGGACAGCGACUCCACCUGGUCAAGUGAGCUUGGAGAGGAGGAGGGGGCAGAGUCCCGUGGGAGGUGGGCCGCUCUGUUGGAGAAGGGCAGCUUCCUGACCCUCCAGUCCCCCAGCUCCCUCUCCGAUGACAACAAGGAGGCACUAGGGGCCGUCUACCAGGUCCUGACCACCAGGGUGGGAGACAUCCUGAACAGUACCUGCAACGACGAUUACAAGGCCAGGCUCAUCAUCCAGAAAGGAUUGGAUUCCGGUGCCAGGGAAAGGUUCCCUGACUCUCCGUGUUCCUCUUCACCCAAGGACGAAGAGGAGGUGGUUGUGAGUGGCAUGACUGUCUCAUACCCUAAACCCUCCACCUCAACCCAGGCAGCAUGGGCAGCUCCUGCCCAGACUCUGGACGUUUUUCUGCCCAGACCCUGCCUGGAUGAAGAAGAGGUAGUCCCCAGCACCUCCAUGAAGGACGACUCUGUGACGACCACCCAUGCAGCACGGGCAGCUCCUUACCAGACCCUGGAAGAAGAGGUGGGGGGAGCUGAGGUCUCCGAGAUGAGUGACAGCUCCCUGAUGCCCACCAAGAACAGGCAGGACCCCCUGCAGAAUAUUCCCUCCCUCCUACCAGGCAAGGAGGACAUCCUCCUUCGGUCCACUCCCUGGACCACCGUCAUGAGCCCCCAGACCCUGAAGUUUAUUCUCCACGGCAUCAUGUGCCAACUGGAGGCCUCAGAGUCCCCCCAGACAAGGAGGGCCAAUGACCCCUUCAGGCUGAUGAAGGAUCUCUUUGUGGAGGUCCAGCAUGCCCUGAAGUAUGCUGACAUCUCUGUCGUCUUUGGCCUGGAGGAGAGCAUCCAAUUCAGUGGGGAGGAUGCGGUGAAGGCCAUCGUGAAGACUGCGGCUAAAAGAUUGUCCCUGCGUUCGGACGCCAACCGGGCUCAACUGUGUGCCGCACGCUCUGGUAGUGAGGGAGCCAUCGGGUGCAUGGCGGACACCAUCACACAAGUCAUAGAUGACUAUUCCGAGGACUGGAGUUCCGACGGCCAUUUUGGAGCCAGGAGGAGCCAUGCUAGUGGGAGAUCAUACUCCUCAACCUCCUCAAGGAGUGACGUCACCCUCACCGAGGAGCUCCUGGCUUGGAAGGAAACCCUAGAAGGGGACCUAGAGGAGAUGGCUGAUGACAUCACUGGUUUGGAAAAGACCAGUGUAAGCUCAGCCAUCUCUGAGAAGUCCCAGGUAAUUAGCUACCUUUCUGAAAGCACCAAGCCCAUCAGCAGCGCCCUCUCCACAGACCUCGAGGACAUCACCUCCACACAGAAGAAAGAGAAGGAAGAGGCUAUGGAGAAAGAAGUGAGGAAGUCAGGGAAGAAGAAGCGAGGAAAUAACAAGGAUCAGAAGAAGAACAAGGUGUCUCCUCUUGGCAAUGAUAGUACUGUUGCUGCAGAUGAGCCUAAGAAAAAACAGGCUCUCCUCCCGCGAAUCACAGCCGCCCUGGCAAAACUAUUUUGCUUCCCCUGCAAAAAAAAAAUCAAAAAGUAACUGUGCAUAAGACGACUUUGGGAAACCCUGCGGCCACCUCCCCAACCCAUUUUCGAAAAAAAACUGUCAAAGCCAACAGAAGAGGGACUCACAACUCACUACCCUACUCACAACUCAUUUUAUUACGCCCCAUUUAAUUCAAUAAACGCAACUUGCAACUAUUUUGAUCUUGUUCUUGCAUGCUAUAGAUUCUUAAGGUCAAUUUGCUGUCUACUGUCAACUACAGUAUCAUUGUUAUGAGUAUGUUCACUGUGCCAGUCAUUAUAGCCAGUAUAGGCUAUAAUAAUGCCUUAACCUAAUUGCAAUUGACAUAAUAAGAGUUACAUUUGAAUAAUUCCCUCAUUUUAUAUAUUUUUUAGAGGGAAUACAUCUCUAAAGCACUAUAGAGUAAGCACA
This is a messenger RNA of Salmo salar (Atlantic salmon), 5064 nucleotides long. RefSeq lists its product as uncharacterized. The record is from RefSeq and is a predicted model, not a curated record. NCBI's taxonomy places the organism in Eukaryota, Metazoa, Chordata, Actinopteri, Salmoniformes, Salmonidae.